This is a messenger RNA of Cydia strobilella, 680 nucleotides long. RefSeq lists its product as uncharacterized. The transcript has 2 exons. The record is from RefSeq and is a predicted model, not a curated record. The coding region runs from base 61 to 639 and encodes 192 amino acids. NCBI's taxonomy places the organism in Eukaryota, Metazoa, Arthropoda, Insecta, Lepidoptera, Tortricidae.
UACCUACUAUUUAAAGUAGGUUCGGCAGUUGAUUUACCUCAUUUACAAGAAGCUGCCAAAAUGGUUUGGGUACAUUUGGCUGUUGUAGCAGUCUUUUUUAAUGUGGCAUUAAGCCAAAGUAUUAGAUGCCCCAUCAACAAAUGUGCCCCUAAACUGGCCACCACCAUCGCACCCACCGUGGUGCCCACCAUCGCCCCUACCAUCGUCGAUGGCAACGUCGUCCAAUCCCUCAUCGACACUAUCCAACUUUUCAUUGUCAGUGACCUACUAGCUGAUACCCUACCCGAGAAAAAAUGCUACAUCCAAACGAUACCAGAGCCUCCAUGUUUGCUAGAAUAUGAUGACAGUGGUGUACAAUAUGAGCUCAUCUUUGACAGUAACUGUACUGGUGAUUUGACGACAUGCGUGAAUUGUGAUCAGUUGAUUCUCCCGCCUUACGCUGCUGAGCUGCCUUGCGGCUUGGGUUAUAUGCCUGGAGGUCUCCCAGUGGUGGCUAAGGCUUUUGCUCCAUGCUCUAAAGGCUGUGGGUGUGGAUGCUCUGCAGGAGCAUUACCUAUCUGUUCUCCUUACAGUUACGCGGCGUUAUCGGUGCCAUUGUGUCCAAAUAUGUCACCGUGUGUUAAGCCAAUUAUUUUGUAAUUUAGAAAAUGUAUGUAUGUAUUAAACUUUUUUUUAUAAAA